AUGGCAGAGCCAGAGGAUCACAUUGCUGUGGACCCCGAGUCCCUUUCUAUUGGUGACAAUUCGAACCCGGAAGAACUUCAGUCCGAAACGACCUCUCUCGCAUCCUCGAUAGCAAGAGGCCGCUUGGAAAAUGGCCGAAGAUAUCAAGCAAUGAAAGACGAUUAUUGGGGUCCAUCUGAUGAGCAGCAGUUCGAAGCCUUUGAGAUUGGUCAUAUACUACACCUCGUUCUCGAUAAUGACGAACCAAAUCCCCUAUUUCGAUCCCCUAUUGGUGACUCGCCUACGCAUAUAUUAGAUAUCGGAACCGGGAAGGGAAGUUGGGCUAUUGACGUCGCCGAUCUCUAUCCGUCAGCUAUCGUUCGUGGAGUUGAUUUGUUCCCCCCACCUGCGACCUGGAUGCCCCCAAACUGCAUCCUUGAAGUGGACGAUGUAGUUUCUGAAUGGACAUGGAAGGAGCCUUUUGACCUCAUCCAUAUGCGUUUGAUGGUCGGUGCAUUGACUCCCGAGGGAUGGGCUAAGCUCUACAAACAAGCCUACGAUGCUCUUAAGCCUGGAGGAUGGAUUGAGCAAGUGGAGUUAGAUGUCCGACUUUUUAGCGAUGAUAACAGUUUGUCAGAAGAUAGCCUUCUGGGAAAAUGGGGCGAUAUGUUUAUCGCAUGCUCUGAACGAGCCGGACGAUCUCUCAGGACCCAAGAAACUAUGCGGAAGGCGAUCGAGGAAGCUGGGUUCGUGGAUACUAACGAGAAGUUUUUCAAGGUCCCCCUGGGCGCCUGGGCUAAAGAUCAAACUCUGAAAGAGGUUGGUCGAAUCCAAUAUGCCCACUGGAACACUGCUCUUGAGGGCUGGGCGAUGUGGCUCCUCACUAAAUAUGGGGCACCGGAGCCAUGGACAAAAGAGGAAGUGGAUGAGUAUCUUGUUCGAGUACGCCAAGAGAUGAAAAAUCCGCGAUUGCAUGCUUAUGAACCCUAUCGCCGUGUAUGGGCUAGAAAGCCUACAGAGGAAGAAUUAAAAGCGAAGGAGACGUCCAAGUCCUAG
Messenger RNA from Penicillium macrosclerotiorum, 1035 nucleotides. RefSeq names its product class I SAM-dependent methyltransferase. Gene Ontology annotation, molecular function: methyltransferase activity. The record is from RefSeq and is a predicted model, not a curated record. NCBI's taxonomy places the organism in Eukaryota, Fungi, Ascomycota, Eurotiomycetes, Eurotiales, Aspergillaceae. The transcript has 11 exons. Bases 1 to 1035 code for a protein of 344 amino acids.